Molecule: messenger RNA, 1116 nt
Organism: Ogataea angusta
Lineage: Eukaryota; Fungi; Ascomycota; Pichiomycetes; Pichiales; Pichiaceae
Exons: 1
Coding region: 1-1116 (371 amino acids)
Biological process (GO): regulation of cyclin-dependent protein serine/threonine kinase activity
Cellular component (GO): cyclin-dependent protein kinase holoenzyme complex; nucleus
Molecular function (GO): cyclin-dependent protein serine/threonine kinase regulator activity; protein kinase binding
Source: RefSeq, a predicted model, not a curated record
AUGGACAUAAAGCUUAAGCCCCAGGUUCCCACGUUUGUGGAAUCAGAUGAGCCAAUGAAGGAAAAUGAUUUGCAAUCUGCGGGCCAUUCAUCUAAUACAGGCAUUGAUCCAAGUGACGCAAUAGGGAAUGGAACACAGUCAAUACAAGACAUUGAGGUAGAAUGGAUCCUCCAUACAAAAGUCAAUCAUUGCAAAAAUCUCGAAGAGCUUGCACCCAUAGAAGCUUUAGCGAUUUUUAACCGAUUGAUCGAUGACCUUGUCCAGUUGAGUAAAUUGACAUCGAGAAAGCCCAGCGUAGAUCUAGACUUUCUUUUAUUUACGCCCACCAGAAGUCAUGGCAAGGGGCCGAAUUUACCUCAUUCAAUGACACAAGAAGCGGUGCAGGAGGUAGUACUGAAUAAACAAUUUGAAAGCGAUCAAGAUAUACAGCAAGAUAGAGAAAGGUAUGAAGUACCAUUGAAAAUCAGUUCCAAACUAAGGUUGAAUUUUGGCAACUUUUCAGCUGCCGCAGAAACCGGAGCUACAGGCUUGAAGAAUGGCGAAGUUUUAGGCCACUCUCCAGACGAUAUGAAAACGAACGACCAAAGACUUGACCGUUACGUUCUUUGUAGGAGUUUACCAGAUACAGGGCCAACGACUCUCAGAAAAUUUUAUCUUAAAAAAGCACCCUCACUUCAAAUACCGAGAUACCUUGAGCGAAUACAUCACUAUGCAAAUCUAUCUACGGCUACGCUUUUGACCUCCGCAUAUUAUUUAUUCCAUUUGACUUUCAACUUGAAGGCUCCUUUAUCCUCAUCACUCCUUCCUUUAAAGCAACCUCAAACACCUGAAGGGUUUGCAUGUGAAACUACAAUGCUUCAAAUAAAUGACUUAAAUGCGUUCAGGCUUGUGCUUAGUGUCCUGCGCUUAUCUCUUAAAUUGAUCGAAGACAAAAACUUCAAGCAAAGCUAUUAUUGCAAAGUGACCGGACUUCAAAGUGUGGAAGAGCUAUUCAAGUUGGAGCUGAACUUGCUUUAUCUACUAAACUUCAACCUCUUUGUCAAUGAAAUUGCCUUGACAAGAUUUCUAUUCCAGUUUCAACAGUUCGAUUCAAAUUUACGAAACAUUCUAAGCUAG